AUGGCGAGCCCAGCCAAGAAGCGGAAACUCAAUCCGGACUCCAAGAAUAGCUCUGCUCCUACGAAAGGGCUCGAGUACUUCUUCUCGAAGCAAAGACAAAAUGGAUCCCAACUGAAGGCAUCUCCGAGCCCGCAGGCGACGGCACCCCAUUCGCAGCAACCCCAAGUCCCGUUGACAGACGAAGAGCUAGCGCGCAAGCUGCAAGCUGAGUGGGAUGCAGAGGUCGAGGUGGUAUCAGAUGCGACCAAACCGGCGCCGGAAAAUGCGGAAACUUCAAGCCGGGGGCCUUCAGCGCCCGUAUUGGGAUCGUCUCCUCAACCCACGCCGGCUCCUCCUCCAAACCCGCCAAAACUACAGCAGGGAAAGGUCAAGGGCACUCUUUCGCUGUCCUCAGCAGCUGCGACAGAAGACCACGCUUCUGUAUCCAUUCCCCUUGACGAGAGCCCUUUAACCUUUCAACCGGCCAAGUACAUCCCGCAAUUGCAAGAAUCGUGGGCUGCCGACGGAGGCAGUGCAUCGUAUGCCCUUCUCACGCGGUGUUUCGUUCUUGUCAACGGUACGCAGAGCCGCAUCAAGAUCGUGGAUACACUUGUCAACUGCGUCCGCUUGUUGAUAGAGGCAGAUCCGUCCAGCUUAUUGCCAGCAGUGUGGCUGGCGACUAACGCAAUAUCUCCACCCUACGUUUCUAUGGAGCUAGGUCUUGGUGGUUCUGCAAUCUCUAAGGCACUCAGACAGGUCUGCGGCCUAGAUAGCAGGGCGCUCAAGGCCAUUUACGACAAACUAGGCGAUCCCGGCGAUGUGGCAUUUGAGGCCAAGAAGAAGCAAAGCUUUACACUGCGCAAGCCGAAGCCUCUAACAAUCAAGGGUGUGUAUCAGUCGUUGGUGAAGAUUGCAAGCGCUCAGGGACAAGGCAGCGGUGAUGUAAAGCAGCGAAUCGUCGACAAGCUCCUACAGGAUGCUCGCGGGGGCGAAGAGAGCCGGUAUAUCGUCAGGACGCUGUGCCAGCAUCUCCGGAUUGGCGCUGUCAAGACAACCAUGUUGAUCGCCCUUUCCAGAGCGUUUCUGCUAUCGAGACCGCCAGGCGCAGAUUUUCCUAAAGAGAACCUCGCCGAAGUGUGGGCAAAGGCGGAGGAACUUGUCAAGGCCUCGUAUGCGCGUCACCCCGACUACAACGACCUCAUCCCGGCGCUUCUCCAGGUCGGAAUCGCCGAGGAGCUGCUUGUCCUAUGCGGUCUAACCAUGCAUAUUCCACUGCGACCCAUGCUAGGGAGCAUUACCCGAGACUUGUCCGAGAUGCUUACCAAACUCCAAGGGCGCGAUUUCGCUUGUGAGUACAAAUACGAUGGGCAACGGGCUCAAGUCCACUGCGAUGCCAUCGGCAAAGUGUCCAUAUUCUCAAGGCACCUGGAGCUUAUGACGGACAAGUAUCCCGAUUUGGUUGCCCUUGUUCCCAAGAUUAGGGGGGAAGGCGUAGAAAGCUUUAUUCUAGAAGGCGAGGUGGUUGCCGUGGACCGUGCCAGCGGCGAGUUGAAGAAUUUCCAAACACUCACCAAUCGUGCCCGCAAGGACGUUGCAAUUGGUAGCAUCACAAUUGAUGUCUGCCUGUUUGCCUUUGACCUAAUGUAUCUCAAUGGCCAGUCCCUCCUCGAUCGGCCGUUCAGGGAUAGGCGCUCCUGGCUGCGCUCGCAGUUCAUUGAGAUCCCACACCACUUCACCUGGGUCAAGAGCCUAGACGCAACCUCACAAGACUCGGAAGUUGUCCUUGACUUCUUCAAGUCGGCGAUCGACAGCAAGUGCGAGGGGAUAAUGGUCAAGAUAUUAGACAACCUUCCAGAGCUAGAAUACCGCGGCGGUGACGAGACUGGGCAGACAGUUGAGGAACCACCAAAAGAAGAGCUGUCCGCUCCUCCCAAGCCUAAGCCCAAAAAAACAAAGAACGCCACCAGGUCCUCCGAAUCCUCUAAAGAUGCGCAGCCGGAAAGGAAAUCGCGCCGCAAGCACCUUCUGGCUACGUACGAACCCGACAAGCGGCUCGACUCGUGGCUCAAGGUUAAAAAGGACUACUCGUCGUCCUUCGACACGCUGGACCUGAUUCCCAUCGCGGGCUGGCACGGGCAAGGGCGAAAGGCCAAAUGGUGGUCUCCCAUCCUGCUGGCGGUGCGCAACGAAGAGACGGGGUGCCUCGAGGCCGUCUGCAAAUGCAUGUCUGGAUUCACCGACACCUUCUACAAGGCCAACAAGGAGUUCUACGACAAUGGGGAGGACAGCGGCGAGCCCAAGAACACGCAUCGACAAAAACCCAGCUUUGUUGAGUACGCGGGUGGCUACCCCGAUGUGUGGUUUGAGCCGCAGGAAGUGUGGGAGGUGGCGUUUGCGGAUAUCACCAUUAGCCCGACAUACACAGCGGCUAUCGGGCUGGUGCAGGAGGAUAAGGGGUUGAGUCUGCGGUUUCCGAGGUUCUUGAGGAAGAGGGAGGACAAAGGGAUUGACGAGGCGAGCACAAGUGAGGUCUUGGCGGCACUGUGGAGAAAACAGGAGGCGAAGGUCCCCGCGGCGGGGGGCAAUGGAGAAGGUCUUGGAGAUGAGGCAGAUGAAGACGAGCUCAUGGUGGAGUGA
This is a messenger RNA of Canariomyces notabilis, 2616 nucleotides long. Its product is annotated as DNA ligase I. Gene Ontology annotation, molecular function: DNA binding; DNA ligase (ATP) activity; ATP binding. NCBI's taxonomy places the organism in Eukaryota, Fungi, Ascomycota, Sordariomycetes, Sordariales, Chaetomiaceae. The record is from RefSeq and is a predicted model, not a curated record. Bases 1 to 2616 code for a protein of 871 amino acids. The transcript has 3 exons. Gene Ontology annotation, biological process: DNA biosynthetic process; DNA repair; DNA recombination. Gene Ontology annotation, cellular component: nucleus.